AUGCCGUCCAACCGAUUAACCUACCGCCGGAGGCAUUCCUACAACACCAAAUCCAACAAGGUCCGGAUCAUCAAGACUCCCGGCGGCGAGUUGCGAUACCUCCACAUCAAGAAGCGUGGAACCGCCCCGAAAUGCGGUGACUGCGGCGAGAAACUUGCGGGUGUCCCCGCUCUCCGUCCCCAUGAGUACGCCCAGAUCUCAAGACCGAAGAAGACCGUCCAGCGUGCCUACGGCGGCUCGCGAUGCGCCAACUGCGUCAAGGACCGGGUCGUCCGCGCGUUCCUGAUCGAGGAACAGAAGAUCGUCAAGAAGGUCAUCAAGGAGUCUCAGCAGGGGCAGAAGAAGCGAUAG
Eremomyces bilateralis CBS 781.70 is the source of this 351-nucleotide messenger RNA. RefSeq names its product 60S ribosomal protein L34-B-like protein. NCBI's taxonomy places the organism in Eukaryota, Fungi, Ascomycota, Dothideomycetes, Eremomycetales, Eremomycetaceae. Gene Ontology annotation, cellular component: ribosome. The record is from RefSeq and is a predicted model, not a curated record. The coding region runs from base 1 to 351 and encodes 116 amino acids. Gene Ontology annotation, biological process: translation. Gene Ontology annotation, molecular function: structural constituent of ribosome. The transcript has 4 exons.